UGUCAGCGCGCAGGGGCUUUGGAUUCUGGGAACACAAACACACACAUCAGCCAUUUUCAGCUUGCUGUGGUCAUCCUCUCUCACUUUAACACAAAGAUCUCCGACUGUCGAGCUGAAAGUGACGAGAAGGAUGGACGAAGCGAAAGCGGGUCAUCUCGCGCACGGGCGUUUGUUUUGCUGAGCGCGUCAUAGACAAAAGCGCAUCGGACGCGCAUCUUUCGCCGGGGGAUUCAUCUGAUUCACGGCUGAAAUCAUUUUAUUGGAGCGAGUCUGGAAUUUUGGACGCGUCUGAAUCCACAGCAUCACAUUAACAGUCACUCUUCACGCUCGAAUUCUGCUAAAUUUAAAAACAACCCAAAGAAAGCGGAUUUUAAAAGCGAGCGGCGUGUCCCGCGGGUGAUGUCCACGAUGGUGUACCCUCGAGAAGAGGCCCUGGAGCGGCUCUCACAGGAUGAGAUCGUGUUGAACACUAAAGCGGUGAUGCAGGGUUUGGAGACGCUGCGCGGAGAGCACGCACAGCUCCUCAACUCCAUACUGGACUGCGCUCAGCCGUCCGGCGCCCAGGAGAAAUCCACCCUGCUCCGCAAGAGCCUGGAGGACAUCGAGCUGGGCCUGGGAGAGGCGCAGGUGAUCAUCGCUCUGUCGGGUCACCUGAGCGCCGUGGAGUCAGAAAAGCAGAAGUUGCGUGCUCAGGUGCGCCGGCUCUGCCAGGAGAACCAGUGGCUGCGGGACGAGCUGGCCAGCACUCAACACAAGCUGCAGAAGAGCGAGCAGAGCGUCGCACAGCUGGAGGAGGAGAAGAAACACCUGGAGUUCAUGAACCAGAUCCGUAAGCUGGAUGAGGACACCUCGCCCUCGGAGGAGAAGGCCGGAGAGAAGGAGAAAGACAAUCUGGAUGAUCUCUUUCCAAACGAUGAUGACCAGGGACCAGCUCAGCCCAGUGGUGAAGUGGCGGCACAGCAGGGAGGAUACGAGAUCCCGGCCCGCCUCCGAACCCUCCACAAUCUGGUGAUCCAGUACGCCUCUCAGGGCCGCUACGAGGUGGCCGUGCCGCUCUGCAAACAGGCCCUGGAGGACCUGGAGAAAACCUCUGGACACGACCACCCAGAUGUGGCCACCAUGCUCAACAUCCUCGCCCUGGUGUACAGGGAUCAGAAUAAGUAUAAAGAGGCGGCUCACCUGCUGAACGACGCUCUGGCCAUCAGAGAGAAAACGCUGGGUAAAGAUCACCCCGCCGUGGCCGCCACGCUCAACAACCUUGCCGUGCUGUACGGCAAGCGCGGGAAACACAAGGAGGCAGAGCCGCUCUGCAAGAGAGCACUGGAGAUCCGGGAGAAGGUUCUAGGUAAAUUCCACCCUGACGUGGCGAAGCAGCUCAAUAAUCUGGCACUGUUGUGUCAGAAUCAGGGCAAGUAUGAGGAAGUGGAGUAUUAUUACCGCAGGGCGCUCGAGAUCUAUGAGAACAAACUGGGCGCUGACGACCCCAAUGUGGCCAAGACCAAAAACAACCUGGCGACGUGUUACCUGAAACAGGGCAAAUUCAAAGACGCGGAGACGCUUUACAAGGAGAUUCUGACCCGCGCGCAUGAGAAAGAGUUCGGAUCGGUCAACAAUGAUAACAAGCCAAUCUGGAUGCAUGCAGAGGAACGAGAGGAGAGCAAGGGUAGGAGGAAGGACUCGGGUCCUUACGGAGAGUACGGCAGCUGGUACAAAGCCUGCAAAGUGGACAGCCCAACUGUGAACACCACGCUGAAGAGUCUGGGCGCACUGUACCGCAGGCAGGGUAAACUGGAGGCCGCUGAAACACUGGAGGAAUGUGCGACCAAGAACCGCAAACAGGGCAUUGAUGCGAUUAAUCAGAGUAAAGUGGUGGAGCUGCUGAAGGAUGGAGGUUGCGCUGGAGGGGAAAGACGUCAGAACCGGGACGGAGCAAACGGCCCCGGAGGCCCCCGAGGAGACUGUGAUGGUGACGAAGCCGAGUGGAGUGGGGAUGGCAACGGCGCCCUGCGCAGGAGCGGCUCGUUCGGGAAGAUUCGUGAAGCCCUGCGCCGCAGCAGCGAGAUGCUGGUGAAGAAACUGCAGGGCAGCGGCCCACAGGAGCCACGCAACCCUGGGAUGAAGAGGGCCAGCUCCUUAAAUUUCCUCAACAAGAGUGCAGAAGAAACCUCACAGGAAUCUAACAGCGGCCUGUCAGAAUCCAGAGGACUGAGCGCUAGUAAUGUGGACCUGACCAGACGCAGCUCUCUGAUCAGUUAGAAAACAGCGUCUAGACGUGGAAAAGGCCAAACGGAGAGGCUGUUUGCUACCUACUUGAAUCGAAAAUAUCAUUAAAUGUUCCUUAUUCAAAACGUUUUCCUAAGAAAAAGGUCUUAAAAGCAAAAAUAUGUCUUUUAGUUUCACAUCGCUUGCAUAAACUGGGCUACGUCCAUCUGCUUUGCCAUUAGCCACACUCAACGAACGCAAAUGUAAAAGAUAAAAUGCAAUGUAGCACGCUGUCACCUACUAGACCACAGGCAGACGAUCUGCUCUAGAGACAUUCAGUGGUAAUAUUACGUCAUAGCAUGGCAUCAAAAUUGAGUAGUUUAGCAUACAACAAUAAAGUAAUACUGUCUGUACAAAGCGCAUAUUUUCGCUGGGAUUGCGCUAUGGGCUUGCCAUUUAAAAAACAGAAAGGUCAUAUAUGCUAACUCCUUCCACAAAACGACCUCAAGUGGUGCGAAAACUAUAUUGCGAAUGCACUUACGAAAAAUAUGAACCUAGAGGUCAGAGACGGAUGAGCACUGACUGGUACAACCUCACUUUUGCCUUCCGAGUUUUAUGUAUAUAAUGAUUUAAAUUAUUUAAGUUUUUUUUGUUUUGCAAAAUUAGCGCACAAGGAUUUUGUUUACACUGUAGGUGGAUUUUUGUCCUGGAGCGACUGGAAAACGUGUUGAACGGUACCGUGAAGGAUUCUGCUUUACAAACUGAAGGCUCUUAUUUAUUAGGGGUUUGGGGCAGUUCUGCAAAUCUAGAUUCAUAAUUCAAACGCUCAUUUGUUUUAUCUGACUGCGAGAAUCCCAGCUCUGUCUGUCAUAGCUGUGAAAAAUGUAAUAAUGUGGUGGAAAAGGCCAACCAUAUAUAACUGGAAUUUUCCAUCAGUCUAUAAUGUGACAUGUUUUUCCUUUUACACGAUCUUCUAGCCGCCAGAACACCAUAUGAAUCAUAGCUGUCUAAAACAGACAAUUCCUCUUGUUUGUUUUAUCUUUUGUCCAUUUCAUGUUGAUUAAUUAUUAAAUAUCCUAACAGGAACAACAAAUGUCUUAGUGUAUGUAAAUGUUUUCACCUUUAUGUGAUUCUGUUACCCUUUUUAUCAUUAAGAUGUGCAGGAUUUGUGUGUUUGAUAUUGGGUUUAUUUGAGUGAUUUUUUUUUUUUCCUCUGUGCUCAUCAGAGCGAUGAUGAUGAUCUCAGUUUCAUCUCUGAAUGCACAGAGCUUUUGGAUCCAGCCAUACAAACAGGUAAAUCUCAUGAAUGAAUGUGUCUCAUAUUUCACCUAAAAAGCGUAUGCAAUUAUAUUUUGUAUAUAUGCAUAAAUUAAAGGCAGUACAACAAAUACUACCAUAAUUAAUAAAUAAUUCACCACUGAUAUAUAGAAGUUAUUUCAUAUGCUUCGUUGCCCUUAAUGUCACAAUGCUAAAUAUCAUAAUGGUCCUUAAAUAGGCUUCAUUUUCUUUAAAAUAAAAAAAAAUAAAAAAAUACAUCUUAAGUCUAUAUAAUUCUCAAAUUUCAUUCAAUUUUUUCUUGUUUUUUGGUGAAAUAUGAGACAGACUUGUUCUUGAUUAGUUUACUCGAACAGAAUGUAUUGCAAAAAGUUACCAAUGGGUUCAUUUUAAUGAUUUGCGUUUUGUUAGGAUGAACAAAAAUAAGGGUUCUAGUAAGUGCUUGAGUGAAGAUAAAAAAAUAAAGUGAUGAAAAUGAUCAGUAGAAAUGAAUGUUGGCAUGAAGGAAUUGAAGAUAAAGAUUAUGAAUGUCACUAUUGAUUGUAAAAUACUCCAUUUUUGACUCACGACUACAAAAAUACACACUUGUUUGUUCUCCUCACGCACUGACAGGUGUGUAGUUUCUAACAAUGCCGUGUUUACACCACAUAUGAAUGUGAACCCACCUUUGACUGUCCUGUUUGUCAUGACUACUGAUGAUUUGUGAUGCCUUUCUCUCACCACAUGUAAUGUACGCCUCACUGGUUAUAUUGUGCUGCAGUUACAGUUGCCCUUCUGCACUGAUCUCAGAACAGCGCCCCCUGUCUUAAUCAGAAAUCGUAGGGUUGUAGAAACCCGUUGUACCCAGAUCAGCUGUGAAGGGAAACAUCUACCAGCUCUGUAGAAUGUAGCCGCACCGCCCAACAUCCUCCCUCAGAGAUGCAUUUCACUUGUGAAGGGGCCAACCUCUCAUGUAUGUUUUAAUAAAAGGUUCGAAAUAAACUCUGCUUUUCAAACCAAA
Messenger RNA from Ctenopharyngodon idella (grass carp), 4477 nucleotides. It is a transcript of the gene klc2, whose product is annotated as kinesin light chain 2. The coding region runs from base 400 to 2256 and encodes 618 amino acids. NCBI's taxonomy places the organism in Eukaryota, Metazoa, Chordata, Actinopteri, Cypriniformes, Xenocyprididae. Gene Ontology annotation, biological process: microtubule-based movement. Gene Ontology annotation, molecular function: kinesin binding. Gene Ontology annotation, cellular component: kinesin complex; membrane-bounded organelle; cytoplasm. The record is from RefSeq and is a predicted model, not a curated record. The transcript is spliced from 14 exons.